This is a messenger RNA of Aspergillus calidoustus, 1140 nucleotides long. The record is from the annotation of a GenBank genome assembly. NCBI's taxonomy places the organism in Eukaryota, Fungi, Ascomycota, Eurotiomycetes, Eurotiales, Aspergillaceae.
AUGGUCGAUCGUCUCCGCAAGAAGCUACUGUCCGCAAAGAACGCCUACAAAAGCCUGGGACGUGAGACGGAGGCAGCUUAUGCGGAAUGCGAAAAGCUUGGAGAGCAAUUGAAGACUGCAAAUCAGAGCACCCAUAGACUACAGCGCUGCCUCGAUGGGCAAGAGAUCAGCAGCGAUAUGCGAAUUUCAGAGCUGGAAAACAGAACAGUUGCACUUCAGUCAGCGCUUCAGAAUACACAACGCGAGAUAGACAAGCUUCAGAAUGACGUCCGAGUUGCCCAGGAGGGUGCUCUGCAAUCCAUGGAAAGGGAGAACCAUAUAUGCAUGGAGGACAGGGAGGUACGCGAGCAGCUGUCAAAAAUGAGUGAUAGGUUCAUCGCCUGGGCCAAGAAGCACUCGAUAGACGAUGCCUCUGCGCUAGAGUCCGUUUCUGAGACUGAACUAAACAUGAUCAUUCAGUCAUUGCACGGGUAUUACAUUCAGGAAAAGUGGCCACAGCUCCGGUCCAAGCUGCCAUCGCUAUUCAGAAAGAUACCUCUUCUCCUUGUUCAGGCGAGUAUCUCGAAUAAUAUCCUUCAUACUAUGUUCACCAACCCAUUCUUUCUCUUCCCUGUUGGCCCCGACUAUACAUCUUGUCCGAGCCCAUCGCAAAUGGCCAAGUUAUAUGGCAUGAUCAAGUACGGUACGCUUUGCGCACUGCCCGGACGGACACAAAAUUCGGGGACUGGUUCCAUCAUCCCACGGCUCCGGGACGCUUUCGGCUUAGGAUUGGCUAUGGAAUUUCUCGAUUCGCCUGUUGGAGCACUUUUGCGACCUCUCGAUACCGAGGCGGACAAGGUAUCCCGAGUCGAGGGUCUUGCGAAACUCAUUCAUGGGGCAGCGGACCUUGCUUUCUCAUUGUGGAUGCAGCGUACUGCGAUCGAAUGCUAUGGCUUGGGCAGCAUGUGUGUAUUCUCGUCCAAGAAGACCUUUAUGACUCCUCAUCAUCUUCAUCACCUGGACGAUGACGAUGAGAUCCUUGACGGACACAGGGUAGUUCUCGUGACCCAGCCAUUGAUUGUUGCAUGGGGUGAUGAGAAUGGGGAAAACUAUGAUAGUUACAAAAUCUGGGCGAACGGGACGGUAUGUGUGGAGGAGUAG